ACAAAAUGACACUCACUUGGCCUCACCAGAAGCUUUCCUAGCACAUUCUAUAAAAAGGUCCUGCUUCUUCUGAAGUUUUUCCCUUUUUCAGGGAUUUGUGAUAUUCCACAAUAACCAGAAUGUGGGAUGAGCUCACUGCAGACUGUCCAGACCAAAAGAAGUUACUUGGUGUCUGCACUGGCUGGAGAGUCAGUGGAGAAAUAUGAACGUUUACUUGACCAUCUUCUUUCUCAAAAUGUCCUUAAUGGUGAAGACUAUGAAGGAUUAAGUCUCGUAGGUCAACCCUUGUCCACUCUGGUUAGAUGCCUUUUAGACACUAUCACAAGAAAAGGUGAAACCAUCUGUAAACAGUUUUUGGAUGCUUUACAUAAAGUUGAGGACUCAGCUCAUGAAGACCACCUAUGUCUACAGCUUUCGGAGGACUUCUCUCAACCUUCUCAGUAUCUACAAAGGGAACGGCCAAGAAUUGUCCAUUUAAUUCAUAAGUAUAUAAAUACUAUUUUGCAACAACUUGUGGAGCAUCGCUACAUCCAACAGAUUGAAACUGACCAUAUACAGCUGCCUAUAUUUUCUACACCACAGAAGGCAAGAAGGCUCCUUGAUCUCCUGAGGGUAAAGGGAGAUGAACCAGCAAGAUUCCUAAUAGAAUUCAUUCACAAUGUAGGCCAAGGGCUAAUAGCUCAAGUUACAGAUGUUUGUUUAGCAUAUCAGAAUAAAUUGAAGACCACAAUAUCUGCCCAGUCAAAAUUCCUUAGCACUUACGAUGGAUCGGAGAACAUGCAAUUGGAAGACAUUUAUACAGAGAGUAUCCUGGAGAUACCAAAAAACUCAAACAACUCUGAACAUAUGCAUGGUUCUCAAAACCAGGAUCUCCUGAGUAUAUUUAAUGCCCAAGGAGUACUCAAUGACAAUGCAGAUACCAUUCUUAUUCUUGGAGAUGCUGGGAGCGGAAAAAGUACAUUGCUUCAACAAAUCCAACAUCUCUGGGCCGAUGGACUAGCAUUUCAAAAUUUCUGCUUCAUUUUCCCAUUUAGUUGUAGAAGGUUGCGUUGUAUUACCAAGCCAAUAUCUUUAAAAACACUUCUGUAUGAGCAAUGCUGCUGGCCAUCAGAUCAACUUCAGGAUGAAAUAUUCCAGUUCAUUCUUGAUAAUCCAAGGCAGGUCCUUAUCACUUUUGAUGGAUUCGAUGAGUUGAGGUUUGCUUUCACAGAUGACUCUAAACAUUGCUCUCCUACUGAAACAACGAACAUAGCAAGCCUUGUUUUCAACCUCCUUCAAGGAAACCUGAUAAAAGAUUGUAUAAAAGUGGUAACCAGCAGACCGGAUGUUGUGACUGUUAACCUAAGGAAAUAUGUAAGAAAAGAACUGCAUUUAAAAGGUUUUUCCGAAGAAGGGAUUGAGUUUUUUAUGUCAAAGCACCACAGCACCCCAGACACGGCAAGAGACAUCAUCAAUGUGGUGAAAGCCAAUUCUUCUCUCCAUGGACUUUGUAAUAUUCCUGUGCUCUGUUGGAUUGUAUCAAAGUGUCAUGAGCAACUGGUUGGUUGUGGUAGCAACACUCCACAGACCAUGACUGAUAUGUAUUUUCUAACUCUCAAACAUUUCUUCCUUCAUUCCUCAACAAAGUUAAAGGUAAGAGAGACAAUUCUCAUAGAAAAAGUCAACUCAAUCAGACACCUUGGGAAAUUGGCACUUAAUGGACUCUGUCAAGGAUUAUAUGUAUUUUCUUACCUUGAUGUUGCUAAGGAAGGGGUUACUGAAGAGGACUUAUCCUUAGGGUUUCUUGUCCUUUCAAGAAACUUUUCAGAUGUAGAGAAAGUUUCAUCGCAAUAUUAUGAGUUUCUUCAUAUUACACUUCAGUGCUUUUUUGCAGCACUGUAUAUCAUAAUGAAUGAUGAUAUUGGCUCAUCCUCGAUCCGUCACCUCUUUAAAUGGAACAAAAAAACUGCAGACAAUUCUAGUGGAAGACUACAUAGAAUGUCUCGGUUUUGUUUAAAGCCAUUCCUACAUAGCCAAGGCAAACCGUUGUUAUGCAACAUGGAGAUUAGAAACCUCCAGCUCACUGCAACAUUUGUAGCGGGUCUGUUCUCGAAGGCAUUUUACAACAAUCUGCUUGAUUCAUGGCAUCUGAUAAAACUUCCUAGGAAAUGUAAAAUCGUUAAAAAAUGUCUGGCCAAAGGUAUCCAGAAGCACUUUAAUUCCAUACCGUCUGUUCUGAAAGAUGAGAAGAAAAGCAUGCAUGCUAUGCCAGAAUUUGUCUGGCUCAUAAGGUGUAUUUAUGAAUUGCAAGACAUGACUUUGUCUGAGAAGGCCGUGCAAGGUCUAGACAUUGAUCACUUGAAGAUGACCUACUGUCGGAUUAGUCCAGCUGAAUGUACAGCACUGGCAUAUGUACUGAAGCAUUUAAAGAAACCAGUUGGCAUACAGUUGGAUCACAAUUAUGUUGGUGACAUUGGAAUUGGGCAGUUGAUUCCCUGUCUUAACAAGUGCCAUUCUCUAUAUUUAAGAGACAACAACAUUAGUGACAAAGGGCUCUGCAGACUCAUGGAGCAGAUUCUUCACUGGCCAAGCUUCCAGAAGAUUGCGUUAUUCAACAACAAACUGACUGAUGAAUGCAUGAGUUCCAUAGCUUGUGUGCUGAAACACAAGCAGAACUUUUUAUCUCUAAGGCUAGGGAAUAACUUUAUAACCAGUAUUGGAGGACAGAUACUAGCAGAAGGCCUAAGAGAAAACAACUCAAUUAAAUAUCUAGGACUCUGGGGGAACCAGGUGGGUGAUACUGGGGCUAAAGCUAUUGCAGAUGUCUUAAAGGUUAACCGAACAUUGAUAUGGCUCAGCUUGGUAGGCAACAAUAUAGGAAGUGUGGGAGGAGAGGCCCUGGCUGGCAUGUUGGAGAGAAACACUGUACUGGAGGAACUCUGGCUUGAUGAAAACAGACUUCAGGAUAUCGAUGCUAUUUUGAUUGCAGAGAGUCUUAAGAAAAACCGUGCCUUGAAGGUUUUGAAGCUUUCUAACAAUGGUUUUAGUAAAACUGGUGUCUCUGCCCUAGCUGAAGCUCUAAAGUUCAACAAUGUUAUCACUGCCAUCUGGCUCAAAGGAACUAAGCUCACAACUGAAGAAAAGGAAGCAUUUGAACAUGUGGAUCGACUAUUUGUUAAGAGAUGAUAAACUCAUCUACAAAUGAGACAUUGAAUAAAGAAUGUUGUUCAAUUCAGGAGGAUGCUCUCUUCCCAUUCUCUACACUGCAAAUCGACAAAAGUCUCCCCAGGAAUGAAGAGCAUUGUAUGAAGAGCGAAUGUCCUAUCCAUCCAAACAGGAUGAUCAUUAAUUACACUGCUCAAAAAAAUAAAGGGAACACUUAAACAACACAAUGUAACUCCAAGUCAAUCACACUUCUGUGAAAUCACACUGUCCACUCAGGAAGCAACACUGAUUGACAAUCAAUUUCACAUGCUGUUGUGCAAAUGGAACAGACAACAGGUGGAGAUUAUAGGCAAUUAGCAAGACACCCCCAAUAAAGGAGUGGUUCUGCAGGUGGUGACCACAGAACACUUCAUGUGCUUGCCAGAGGUAGCCUGACAGCCAUUAGGUACCGAGAUAACAUCCUCAGACCCCUUGUGAGACCAUAUGCUGCUGCGGUUGGCCCUGGGUUCCUCCUAAUGCAAGACAAUGCUAGACCUCAUGUGGCUGGAGUGUGUCAGCAGUUCCUGCAAGAGGAAGGCAUUGAUGCUAUGGACUGGCCCGCCUGUUCCCCAGACCUGAAUCUGAUUGAGCACAUCUGGGACAUCAUGUCUCGCUCCAUCCACCAACGCCACGUUGUACCACAGACAGUCCAGGAGUCAUCAGGAGCAUGCCGAGGCGUUGUAGGGAGGUCAUACGGGCACGUGGAGACCACACACACUACUGAGCCUCAUUGUGACUUGUUUUAAGGACAUUACAUCAAAGUUGGAUCAGCCUGUAGUGGGGUUUUCCACUUUGAUUUUGAGUGUGACUCCAUAUCCAGACCUCCAUGGGUUGAUCAAUUUGAUUUCCAUUGAUAAUUUUUGUGUGAUUUUGUUGUCAGCACCUUCAACUAUGUAAAGAUGAAAGUAUUUCAUACGAUUAGUUCAUUCAGAUCUAGGAUGUGUUAUCUUAGUGUUCGUUUAUUUUUUUUUAGAAGUGUAUAAUAAGCUAUACCAUACAUUAUACAACAAUUUCUAAUUCAAAACAAAAAAUACUUAACUUUACUAUUUAUGAAAUAUUUAUACAUUAGUACAAUUGAGUAGUAUUAAUUUAUAGACAUUAAUUUGCAGUCAUGUGAUCAUUUAACAGUAGUCGGAA
Hyla sarda is the source of this 4320-nucleotide messenger RNA. RefSeq names its product nucleotide binding oligomerization domain containing 2 (gene NOD2). The transcript is spliced from 13 exons. Gene Ontology annotation, biological process: regulation of apoptotic process. NCBI's taxonomy places the organism in Eukaryota, Metazoa, Chordata, Amphibia, Anura, Hylidae. Gene Ontology annotation, molecular function: protein binding. Bases 127 to 3165 code for a protein of 1012 amino acids. The record is from RefSeq and is a predicted model, not a curated record.